AUGAAGUUUAUUUUCUCUCUCGUCUUCAUGGCCCUCGCCGCCAUUUCCUCCGUUGCCGCAGAGGGAUGUUUCAGCGGUGGUCAGCCAGGAACCUGUGACGACGCUGCGUACACCUUCUGCCAUGCGAUGCUUGGCAUUAACGGCGGCAAGGCGAGUCUCGGGGAUAGCGAAAGACGCUCGCGCUGCUACAAUACCUCGCGUGGGUACAAGUGCGAUAUGCGUGCCUUGAACACAAAGAGCUCGACAAGGACGAUCACUGAGGCGGACUGUGCGUCCGCGAUGUUCACGAACGGAAAUUGUGACCAUGAAGGAAAGAAGACCAUCAACGGCAUCGAAUAUACCGCUGAUCCUAAUGAGGGAACUUGCUAA
This is a messenger RNA of Desarmillaria tabescens, 369 nucleotides long. RefSeq lists its product as uncharacterized. The transcript has 4 exons. Lineage: Eukaryota; Fungi; Basidiomycota; Agaricomycetes; Agaricales; Physalacriaceae. Bases 1 to 369 code for a protein of 122 amino acids. The record is from RefSeq and is a predicted model, not a curated record.